Megalobrama amblycephala (Wuchang bream) is the source of this 1275-nucleotide messenger RNA. RefSeq lists its product as uncharacterized. The transcript is spliced from 4 exons. Lineage: Eukaryota; Metazoa; Chordata; Actinopteri; Cypriniformes; Xenocyprididae. The record is from RefSeq and is a predicted model, not a curated record. Bases 272 to 571 code for a protein of 99 amino acids.
GGAAUAAAAGCAGGGUAUGAAGACUCGAGCUGGGAAACUGCAGCAUUGUUUUGAUUUUCGAGACGGGCAUGAUUAGAAUUACUGGCUUUGUUCAUUAUAUAUUUUAUAAUUCUUUUGCAGAUGCCUCGAUGUGCGAUGGAUAAAAGCGCCCGGCUUUGGCAGGUUGAUGCAAUGAGUUUUUGAUUUUGCAUAUUUAUCCUUAUGGGAGUUCUUUGCGGAUUCUAGUGUGUUGAAUUAAAGCUCUGCGAGCUUCAGUAUUGUAAAAUAAUCAAUGGAUUGCAUAAGUUCCAUGCAGAAUAAGAGAAGACGUAGUGGAGAGUUUGAACAGUGGCACAAUCAGGCGAAAAGGCCGUGUAGUGGACUGGGCGGCCGUGGGCAUGUUGAGUAUGGUGUGGUGGUGGACACUCCAAUGGACACGUGGGAUGCCCCAAAUCACAGCCCUCAAAAUGGACACAGCGCCAGCGUCCCUGGCAUGCAGGUAUUACCUGCCCCGGGACGUGGCGCAGGACAGCAUUGCCCCAGGUGUAUGGCAGGUGAACCUGGCCAUAUAAACCACAUCAUGAGGUAUUGAUCAGCAUCACAGAUGACUCCUGGAGAAAAUGAAUCGACUGAAUAAACGGGGAAGGGAAAAGUGCUGCAGAGAAGCAGUCUGCAGUUUAUCCGCACCGUGUGGGUUUUUCCCACAUGCUUUGUGCCUUUCAUGCAUUUUCCAAAUCACCUCACCUAGUACUGUUUUAUCUACAGUAGUACUUUUUAUUGUUUUGUAGCAAUGAGGUUUACAAUACCAAGAACAUGCACUCCAGUGACAGAAAUAAUAAUGUAAACUGCAGUGAAGUGUGUUGACAUCUUUGCUCUGUACAUUCUCCAGUGUUGCUUGGUCUCGAUUUUUAAGAAGGAAUUACUGCUGUAGUCAGUGAAACUAAUGCAUAAAUAUUUUUUAGACUAUUUUUCUAAAAAUUUAAAUAAUGAAAGAAGACUCAUGAUUAAAUACAUGUUAAUUCAAGUGUAGAUUUUUUUUUCUUUAUGUUCAUGGUUCAACAUUUCAGUUUAAUUUCAUUUGGUUGUUAAAUGUUAAAAAAUGUAUGUCAGCUUCAUUUGAAAUGAAGGAUAUUUUUGUAGAUAUAUUGUCUCCAUUUUGUUUUAUCUCAUGGAUUUGUCUUUUCUUAUUUUGUUUUCCUUUAUUGUAGAAAAUAUUUCAAUGUAUUCAAUGGUUUAAUCAUUUUUUCCCCUUUUUAACCCAAUCCAUAUUUUUCAUUAAAGUCUAAUUUGAUUAAA